AUGGAUUUAAGAAAAUAUUUACAACAUAAUCAUAACAAACUUACAUGGAAACAAAGAAUCAACAUAAUUGUAAACAUAAUCAAGGCAGUUUUAUGUCUCCAUCAAGAAAAUUCUAUUCAUAGAGAUUUGCAUUCAGGAAAUAUAUUAUAUUCUGAAUAUAAUGAACAAUGGCGUAUUAGUGAUUUUGGAUUUUGUGGGCCUGAUUAUAAACCAUUAGAAAGUAUAUAUGGAAAUCUUCCUUAUAUAGUGCCUGAAGUUAUUAAUGGAAAAGGAUAUACCUUUGCAUCAGAUAUAUAUAGUAUUGGUAUGCUCAUGUGUGAGAUUUCAUCUAGACAACCACCUUUUGCUUAUUUUGACCAUGAUUAUGAUCUUGUGAUGAAAAUAAUGAAUGGAAUGAGACCACAAAUAAUACAAAGAACUCCAACAGAAUAUAAAAAUUUAAUGUACACAAUCAAAUGCAAAACCUAA
Funneliformis geosporum is the source of this 468-nucleotide messenger RNA. NCBI's taxonomy places the organism in Eukaryota, Fungi, Glomeromycota, Glomeromycetes, Glomerales, Glomeraceae. The record is from the annotation of a GenBank genome assembly.